Messenger RNA from Megalops cyprinoides (Indo-Pacific tarpon), 1975 nucleotides. Its product is annotated as transcription factor Sox-2-like. The record is from RefSeq and is a predicted model, not a curated record. The coding region runs from base 591 to 1532 and encodes 313 amino acids. Gene Ontology annotation, molecular function: DNA-binding transcription factor activity, RNA polymerase II-specific; RNA polymerase II cis-regulatory region sequence-specific DNA binding. Gene Ontology annotation, biological process: regulation of DNA-templated transcription; anatomical structure morphogenesis; inner ear development. The transcript has a single exon. NCBI's taxonomy places the organism in Eukaryota, Metazoa, Chordata, Actinopteri, Elopiformes, Megalopidae.
AAGGUUUAUCUGCUCUUUGUUUCCAAAGACAUAAAAACACGUAGGUCUGUUCCAUCUUCAUAGUACCUACAUCUACAUGUGGUGCAAAACCCUAAAGAACAAAUACUCAUACUAUUUGCACAAGAACAUGAAAUACGUCCUCACGACUUCCAACAUUAAUAAAUAUGAAGCGCCCAUUGGCUGCCUUUAAAGUAGCCUCGGCCUCUCAGUACCACCGCGAACCGCGCGUAACCCCGCCCCUCCGUGCCAAUAAAAGACGCAAUCCUGGCCGAGGAAUCAGUCGCUCUGUGAUUGGUUAGGUAAAACCCAUUUAUUCCCUGACAGCCCUCGUCACAUGAAUGGUUGUCUAUUAACUUGUUCAAAAAGUAUCUGGAGUUGACAAGGCUCCUUCGAAGAGGAGGAAAAGUAGUUUGUUGUUUCUUAAAGACCAAGAGAAAAGUUUGUGUAUCCAUAAGAGGACCAGCCUGGUAGAGGGGAAAAAAAGUUGACCAUUAAUCUGAAGUUGCUGAGAGCAACAAGAAAUAGCAGCGAGCGGACUCUCGUUUGGGGUUUUUUUUGUUGGUGAAGCAGGUUACUAAAAAUUAGUCGCAAUGUAUAAUAUGAUGGAAACCGACCUGAAACCUCCUGCCCCACAAACAAACCCUGGGGUUACGGGGAACUCUAAUUCGUCUGGAAACAACCAGAAAAACAGCCCGGACCGAGUCAAGAGACCGAUGAACGCGUUUAUGGUUUGGUCGAGGGGGCAACGCAGAAAAAUGGCACAAGAGAACCCAAAAAUGCACAAUUCGGAAAUAAGCAAAAGGCUCGGGGCCGAAUGGAAACUUCUGUCCGAGAGCGAAAAGCGACCUUUCAUCGAUGAGGCGAAGCGUCUGAGAGCUCUGCAUAUGAAGGAACAUCCGGAUUACAAAUACAGACCGAGGCGGAAAACCAAAACGCUGAUGAAAAAGGACAAGUACACGCUGCCAGGUGGGCUUCUUGCGCCCGGCGGUAAUGCUAUGAGCGCCGGGGUGGGGGCUGGUCUGGGCACGGGGGUUAACCAGAGAAUGGACAGCUACGCGCACAUGAACGGCUGGACCAACGGGGGCUAUGGCAUGAUGCAGGAGCAACUUGGCUACCCGCAGCACCCUGGUUUAAAUGCUCACAACACGGCGCAGAUGCAGAGCAUGCAUCGCUACGACAUGAGCGCGCUUCAGUACACCUCUAUGACCAGCUCGCAGACCUACAUGAACGGAUCUCCCACGUACAGCAUGUCAUAUUCUCAGCAGAACACCCCGGGAAUGACACUUGGUUCUAUGGGUUCGGUGGUGAAGUCGGAAUCCAGCUCCAGUCCGCCCGUGGUAACUUCCUCGUCUCAUUCAAGGGCUGCUCCAUGUCAGACCGGAGACCUUCGGGAUAUGAUCAGCAUGUACUUACCAGGGGCUGAGGUACCAGAACAAACUGCCCAAGGCAGACUUCACAUGCCCCAGCAUUACCAGACCGCACCAGUACCCGGCACGACGAUUAAUGGCACACUACCAUUGUCACACUUGUAAAUGAACUUUUCUCUCAGAAACGUGACUAUUUUUGUACAGAACACUUUUGGAGAGGGAAGAGUUUAUAGAACCGAAGGAAAGACCAUAAACUUAUUUUCUUUCCUUUUUAAAGAAAUGCUCUGGUGGAACGAAAGAAUUGUUUUUCAAAGGGAUACCAUAUUUUAAACGGAGAGCCCCUCUUUGUUGUUUUAAUAUCAAGUAACUUUUGUACAGUAUUUAUCAAAGACUCCACAAUCAGAACGAUUGUGAACUAUGAGUAACUAUAAUUGUUACCUUUUAUUAGAAACAUUUCUGCGAAUGAGAUGCAAUGAAGUGGCAGAGUACACAUAUGAGUGGAGUGGCUGAUAACGCACAGCAGAAAAAGGGAAAAAAAAGCGAUAUAAACCGGUAAAAAGGUUUCUCCUUGAAGGUACAUAGUGUACUAAACCUUUUUAGUUUUGUAA